AGAGCACAAAAAGUAAACAGAAAUCUACUCCCCAAUUUCUUCCAUGGCUAAGAACGAUGACUCUUCAAGACCUCCACUCCACCGCCCCACCAUUACUCUGCCUCCGCGCCCUUCUAUGGACGCCUUCUUCGCCGCCGGACCCACUGGACUUAGCCCUGGCCCUAUGACCCUUGUCUCCAGUUUCUUCGCCGACGGUGCAGCUGACUCGCCUUCCUUCUCCCAGCUUCUCGCCGGAGCCAUGGGUUCUCCGAUGGCUAUGGGGUUUCUGGGAACUGGGUCCACACCCAAUUAUUACGCCAAGGAUGGAGGCAGCUCGGAAUUGGAAUUUGGGUUGAAGCAAUCGAAGCCACUCAAUUUGAUGGUGGCUCGGUCUCCUUUGUUCUCGGUCCCGCCAGGGCUCAGCCCCUCUGGGUUGCUUAAUUCGCCUGGCUUUUAUGGUCCUCAGAGUCCAUUUGGAAUGUCACACCAGCAGGCAUUGGCUCAGGUUACUGCUCAAGCGGCACUGGCACAUUCUCAUAUGCAUAUGCAGCAAGCUGAAUAUCAACAUUCUUUAGUACCAGCUCCUAUGGAACUGUUGACACGUGAUCCAUCGUUUACUCUUGAUGAAGCUUCUCAACUGUCAGUAUUACCCUCCACAUCAGACACAAAAAGUAUCAUUGCAGAAUCAACAGAAGUAUCUCAUUCUGAUAGAAAAUACCAACCUCCUCCUUCAAAUGCCUCUGAUAAACCUGCAGAUGAUGGCUAUAACUGGCGUAAAUACGGACAGAAGCUGGUUAAGGGCAGUGAAUAUCCACGAAGCUACUACAAAUGCACACAUUUGAAUUGCCCUGUCAAGAAGAAGAUCGAGCGCUCCCCUGAUGGUCAAAUUACUGAAAUUAUUUACAAAGGUCAGCAUAACCAUGAACCUCCUCCAGCCAACAAACGUGCAAGAGAUACUAGUGAACCAACUGGGUGUACAAAUUCUUUGACGAAGCCUGAAAGUAGAUCCCAAACUCAAGCUGGAAUUUUGAACAAGUCAAGUGAAAAUGUGCAAUUAGGUUCUAGUGACAGUGAAGAACAAGCUGAUACAGAGAUAACAGAAAACAGGGAUGAAGAUGAACCAAAUCCAAAGAGGCAGAACAUUGAUGUAGGGACAUCUGGUGUAGCUUUGUCUCAUAAAACACUCACAGAACCAAAAAUCAUUGUUCAAACUAGAAGCGAGGUCGACCUGUUAGAUGACGGUUAUAGGUGGCGCAAGUAUGGGCAGAAAGUGGUUAAAGGAAAUCCUAACCCCAGGAGCUACUACAAAUGUACUAGUGCUGGGUGCAACGUACGCAAGCAUGUUGAGAGGUCUUCUACAGACUCGAAAGCUGUCGUAACCACAUACGAAGGGAAACAUAACCAUGAUGUCCCUGCAGCUAGAAACAGCAGCCACAACACCGUGUCCCAGAUCAAACCGCUUAAGGUUGUAGCUCAGAAACAUCCAUUACUUAAAGAGAUGGAAUUUGGAAGUAAUGACCAGAGACCUGCCGUUUUGCGGCUUAAAGAAGAGCAAAUCACUGUGUAAACUGCUACGACAUAGUGCAACCUGGUCAGUAGUUGAUUUCAAGUGACUAACCAGUUUCAAAAAGGGGAGAAAAAGUUUCCAGUCACAUAAAUUUGAAUUUCACAGUCCGUGUUCGUGUUCGAGUCAAAAGUGCUCCAUUUGCCUUCUGCAAUUUACAUCCCAAAACUAGUUUCGACCAUGCCAAGGGAGAUACAAGGAGGACAGUCAAGACUGAUAUUAUAUGAUCAGAAUAAUGUUAUUACUUGUGUUUAUCUCAGCUUCCUGAGGCUGUUUCACCAUUGCAGCUGAGGUGAAAGGAAUAUACUGCAUCAUCCUAUAAGGUACAGGAAGUUGAGUACUCUUCCCUGUAAUUUUAGAAACCUGUUGUGUAGUGUGACUUCCCAAAUUCAAACUAGACAUUGUUUAUGUUCUGUAAAAUUUCAUGUAGUCCAUCAGUUUAUACCAAAAUAUGAACUGUACAAAUUGGAGCUGUGUGUAUAAAAUUCAGAAUCUUUAUAUUGGUUGUUGA
Cucurbita maxima (winter squash) is the source of this 2054-nucleotide messenger RNA. RefSeq names its product probable WRKY transcription factor 3. Gene Ontology annotation, biological process: regulation of DNA-templated transcription. The record is from RefSeq and is a predicted model, not a curated record. The coding region runs from base 44 to 1546 and encodes 500 amino acids. Lineage: Eukaryota; Viridiplantae; Streptophyta; Magnoliopsida; Cucurbitales; Cucurbitaceae. Gene Ontology annotation, molecular function: sequence-specific DNA binding; DNA-binding transcription factor activity. The transcript is spliced from 4 exons.